Messenger RNA from Paramuricea clavata, 5119 nucleotides. The record is from the annotation of a GenBank genome assembly. NCBI's taxonomy places the organism in Eukaryota, Metazoa, Cnidaria, Anthozoa, Malacalcyonacea, Plexauridae.
UGCUUACUUCACAAAAGGUUCAAAUAUUUGAUGUAUCUGUAUAUUAUCAGCGAUAUUGUUUGUACGGCAAGAAUUUUUUGACCGUUUUCUAAGAAGAAGGCAUGUUUUCUGUCGAAGAACCCGAACAAGACAUUCAACCGGGAACAGUUUUGGACGUAACGCUAAUACGAAAGGCAGGUAUGUCAGCCUCACCCCACAUAUUUGGCCUAGUUGUUAGUUUUUAGUCUAAUUAAUUCUGACUUCCACUUUAUAGUAAGCUGAUAAUAAACCUUAUGUCAAUUUAUCUGAUAUAUUACAAAUAUUUUCUGUUUCAAGAUACAUUAAAAUUAAGUAUAUAUGAUAUAAUUUGGCAUUAUAUGUUCUAGUAAAACAGCAAGUUUACAAACAUAAACAAUAAUUUGGCAUUGAUCUCAAUGUUUCGACUGAACCGACAUUUUACUGGAUAGAUUAUCAACCUCUAAAUGUAGUCUUUUCUCCACAGAGGUGUUUUACAGUUUUAGUUUAUUUACGGUUUUAGUUUAUUUACGGUUUUAUUCUAUUUACGGUUUUAGGUUAGGGGCCACAUCCAUAUUCAUGUUGCCACGCAUAACGUCGAAUCGACGUUAUCACCAGUACCCACCCACCUCAGAUAACGUCGAUCGUUACCCUGUCGUAUUUUGACCACUAAAAGAGCUCAAAAUCAAAAUGGCAAAAGUGCCUCUUAUAAAAUAUGGGAAGUUUUAUAGGAUAUGUUUUACUAUUUUCGUACUAACUAUUCGUCUCACAAAAAAAUGUCGCGAUUCGCGUACACAAGUUGACGGGUAAUUGACACGAAAAAAUGUUGCUUCAAUACUUAGACCUUUGUAUUGGCCUAUAUUAGUUGAAAAUAAUAUAUUAAUACUGGCAAAAAUUGCACGGCAAACAUUAAAUUUUUAAAUUUCGGUCUGUUGUGAUGUAAACAGUCAAAUUGCCACGAGAUAACGUCGAGGAGUUGACGUUAAAAACCCACCUACCCAUAAUGUCGAUUCGACGUUAUGCGUGGCAACAUGAAUAUGAUGGAAGUGGCCCCUUAACAUACAGACUAUAUACCUGGAAAAUGUAGGAAUCUCCCCCGCAAUCACAAUAACCUGCAUACCUUGCAUUUUCUAGGUAUAACAACAUUAGAAUUAACCUUUUAAGCGGCAUUGCACCCUGAUGCACUCUACUUUAUUGUUUUACUCUGUCUAAUGCCAGAUGAUUUUACUCGUCAAGGGGAGAGUGCUGAUGCUGAAAUGGGUUAAAAACAAAAUUCUCAUUUCUAGGCGAGGGUUUCGGUUUAAAUAUUGUUGGUGGAACAGAUUCAAGAGAGUUUGGAAACAAUACCAGUAUCUUUAUUUCCUCAAUAAACACAUACGGUCCUGCUAUUGCUUGCGGACAGUUAGAUGUUGGCGAUCGAUUGUUACAGGUUUGAAUAUACAAUCAGAAUUUCAAUGCUAUUCUUAAUGAACUGAAUAUGCACAUGUCUCUCAAAUCUCUUUCCUGGGUUUUUCACCCCCCCCCCCUCUUUAAGUAUGUCAAACACCCUUUUGAUUGUUCCAAACCCCUUUCCCCCUCUUGGGUUAUAUCAACCCCCUCUUUGGUUAUAUCAACCCAUCUCCCUUUGGCCCAAAGUUUGGGUAUUUCAAUUUGAGUUAUUACAACUCCCCCUGGGUUAUUUCACCCUUCCUACAGCUGUGCAAACUCCGGCGGUCAAAACUCCGGCUCCUGCUCCGGCAAGGAAAUUUCAUAUUUAAAAGUAGAAGCAGGCGAAAGUAUUUCAGUGUAAUUUCAGUUGAGCUUUCUUUUUUACUUAUCAAAUAUAGUAUGUGCUUUGGUGCUUGUUUAAACAAUGUUUUGUUGAAAGUAAAACCGUAUGGCAGCAUGGUAUUUUUGCCCAAAAUACAUCGAGGUCAGCAGAUUUUUGUAUCAAAAGCGAUGGCAAUGCACUUGCAGAAUUUUUGAAGCCACGGAUCGGAGCAAGUAAUUAAACUUUAUAGUAACUUCAAAUCAUUCAACUUAAUUUUUCUAUUAAUUACCAAAAGUUCAUUGAAAUAUGAAAUAAUUUUUCAUAAUUUUGUCUGCUGGAGUUUUCCAGCUCCGGCAAAAUAUGCUGGGCUCCGGCACACAGCUCUUCCCUCCUCUUGGAUGAAAUUUCAACCACCCUCUUGCAUUCGUUGAACACUCCUCUUUAUGCAUUCUUCCCCUAACAAGAACUGUGUACACCCCUCUUCAGAUAUUGUAAAUAUCAUCAAUUAGUUUUUGGUGUUUAGAUAAAUGACUUUAGUUUACUUGAAGUAACACAUUCAGAAGCUGUGGAUGCAUUCCGAAAAGCUGGCACAUCCAUAACACUGACAAUAGAAAAAUUUGCUCAACAAUUAUUGGUUGUAAGUAUCGUGCUUUCAUGUCUAUAGGCUGGUUAAUCAAAGUGCUGUGAUCACAGUAGGAAUUUUUCAUACUUAGGCAUUCAAUGGGCAAAAAUACAUGUUUAUUUCCAGGCUCAACUUUCAACAGACAAUGUAUCAUGUGGUGCAACAUUUGGAGAACGAGUGAAGAACUUUAUAAACUCCUGGGCUGGGGCAGUCCUCAUAGGAACGAGUACUGGUGCACUUGUCAUGUAUACAGUGUCCAAAUUUUGGAAACAUAAUUUGAAAUAAACCUGGUAAACAUUGCUGUCAAAUAUAUUCUCAUGAUAUUAUACUUUUAAUUGAUACUUUUAACAACUCAAACAUAAUAUAUUUUGUAUAUAUUAAUUAUUCAUUUAUUUUAACCAGAUGUAUUUUUUUUGGUUUGGGCUUUCAUUUAGUAACUUGUACGACAGAAUCAGAAACUGCCGGAAAAGCAGUGUCAACUUGUGCACCUGUGUUUAAUUAAUGCCUUGUGAUUAUGCUUAUUUCAUGCUAAUUUACAUGGAUGAAAUAAAUAGCAUAUUUAUUUCACCUGGAUGAAAUAAAAAGCACAAGAGUUUUCUUUGUGAAUAGUUUCACAACUGAUUCACAUGCUUGUUUCAUCAUGUGAGACAGGCUUUUACGAUUGACUUGAGCAGUACACUUCUGAACUGUGUGUUCAAAGUUAGACUUUGUCUAGUGCUUUGACCACAGUGUGGCUGUGGAAAAUACUUCUCUUGAUUGUCAAUACUUUGUAGUGCAUAAUAUUACAGUUAUGUUUAUAGCUCAGUGGACUCUCGUCAUAAGAGACCUGGGUACUAGUUACAUAACUAAUAAUAGUAUGCACUAUUUUGACCAAUUAAAUAUUGGUUUAUUUUCGCACGCACAAUUGAGCGUACUUGGUUUUUAGAGAUUAUUUUUAUGUAUACUAAGGAUCUGGAUUUAUAUACGGUAGGAACCUACCUCAUAUAAACACAUUUUGUGGUUGGUUUUCUAAAACAAAAGUGUCCAGUGUUUAUGAUUGAUAUAGUUUGUCUGUGUUUGAUUAUAGUUUGUCUUUUAUUGUCCUAACCAAUCAAUCACAAAGGCUGUUCAUAUAGGUAGGUACUGACCCAUUAUAUAUAGGUGAUUAAUUUUGUAAUAAAUUAAAUGUUAUAUUAUCCAUGUCAUCCGAGUGUAAUUUCUGGUUUCACUGUUUACAAUAAAGAGAAUGUACGCUUUACGUACCUAUUUUUUUAUUUCCAAGAUUUAUUCGUACACAUUUACAAUUCGAGGUCGAAUAUUGAAACAAUCGUUUCUACAUGUGGCUUUGACAACACGGUGGUAUCCGUGGUAACAUUAGUUGUUUUUUUUAUAUUACAGCAGUUUAACAUGAUAGGCGACCACCUCACGCAAAGGUUGAUUGCAAUAGUUGUUUUCGACAUUUAUGCGCGCAUAAUUCAAUAUCAUAAACGUCGACAACUGAACAAAGCCCGCCAAUGCGACGAGUCAUCGCGUGUAAUUAAAAAAAAUUUGUGAUUGAAUUUGGCAAGCUUUGUUCACGCGCCUAAAUCAAAACUACACUGUAUACGUCAAGGUCAAAAACAACUAUAAUUACUAUGAACCUUUUUGCGCGAGGUAGUCCCGUUCACGUAAACUGUUGUAAUAGUGGAUUGUGUUGCCACUCAAUUCACACAAUAUAUCAUUUAAAUUUUUGGUUAAACUUACGGUUACCUUUGUUCCGUUCUGCUCACGUAUCAGGACAAUGGUAACUAGGUUUAUAAAAUAACAUGUAUAUAACGCGUGCUCUGAUUGGUCGAAUCCCGUGUUUGGAUCAGGCCAUCCAAACACGGAAAUUUAAAGUGAAAGUUUUUUAAAGUGAAAUUUUAACACGGAAAGUUGUUAUUUUAUAAAAUAAUUACUUUAUGGUUUCCGUGUUUGGAUGGCCUGAUCCAAACACUUGGGAAUAUUGCUCGAGUUAAGAAAAGCGCGCAAAAUCACUCGCCUUCGGCUCGUGUUUCGCGCGCUUUUUUAACUCUCGCAACAUUCCCGCGUGUUUCGAUCAGGCCAUCCAAACACGGAAGCCAUAAAGUAAUUGUAUAAUGUGAGGUAUAAGAAAAUGUGAUUUGGGUGGCAACAUGUACAUAUUAUGCGUUAGCUGACUAGGUCUACUUUUCAUAAAGGUCGAGAAAAGGCUGUGUCCCCAGAUAUAUUAAACGAUAUUUACAAAUGAAUUUAGAAGUACGAUGAAACAUUUCUCUGAUGUUAUUUACCCUGGGUAUGUUUGUUAGUCUUCUUAUAAAAAUACUGUAAACCUAAAAAACCAUCGUGAAUAGUUUCAAUUUCUCCCUCAAAGUCAACUUUUCUGUGGCCUUUACUUUGACUUUCUUUUGCUUCAACUUCAAAAGUAAUGUUUAUCCUACAAUAUGGCUUUCGCCGAAUGCAUUUCAAAUAUCGGCUCUUGUCCUGGCUCGAUGAUGCACGCACAGAACACGCUGGAGUGCUUGAAAGGUCUGUACUCGCAAUUCCGUACAAUCUCCCAGAAGCAUACUAGACAUUUAACGCUUGCUUCGUUUACGAUUGUCUGCGUCCCUGAGGAAAAAUAACGGAUUGUCAAGACAUUACGACGUUCAAACUACUAUGUAUUUAUACUGGAUACCUCUAUCAGUUCUAAACUGGGUAAAACAGCAGUACUAAUCAGGGUUCGUACAUGUCAGGAAGAGUCAAAUUCAAGGACUUUUCAAGGACGUUCAAGGCCA